GUGCGUGUGGAGUGGCGGCUCGCAACAUGUGAAUACAUAAUAACUGAACUUCGACUUCUGGACGACAAGCAAGACAGGCAGGACACGAGCCAAGUAUCCGGUAAGACCCAGACCAUGGCUUCGGUUCACAUGGAUAGGCUGAGAGUGCGGACCCACGAGGGCAGCGGCCUCACCAUCCGCAUCCCCCGACAACUGACCGCUGACAGGAGCUCCGCCCACUCGGCCGCCCACCCUUUGGUCUCCCCGGAAACGCACGCCCGCUCCUCCCACGUCGUCAAGUCGAAGAGCUUCUCCACGAGCAUGGACAAGUUCGCCGCCACUCAGGCCCAGCAUCAGCAACAGCAGGGCAGCGGAGGGUCUUCACGGGACUCCUCACGCCCGUGUUCUCGAGGCUCUACGCCGUCCAGUAGCCGCUCCUCCGCGCCCUCACGCCCACCCUCACGCCCACCUUCACGCAGGUCGCACCCCACUCGCUCCUCCCGCUCACCCGACCCAGACUCAGCCGACACUGAUGAGCGAGGAAUUAAGUCCGACUCCCCUUGCGGCAGCGAGGUCUCGCUGCACUCGGCCAAGUCCGCGACCUCCGCCAAGUCGAGUGCCUCGGCCAAGUCCAGCCUGUCGACCAAGUCCAACGCCUCCUCGACCAGGUCCAACCUCUCGGGCCGCUCCAGUGCCUCCACGCGCUCCAGCGCCUCCGCCAAGUCCGACAAAUCCCGGGACGCCGUCAAGUCCCCAGGGGCAUCUCUGAAGAGCGCUGGCCCCUCCAGGACCACUAAGGCCAGGUCACCUGCACCCACCCACGGAGGGUCCACGCCCGCCCACACGCCCACGCGCCGCCGCAGCUCUCUGUCCAACGGCUCGUCCGCCUCCAGCGCUGACACAUCCCAGCACAACGGGAUGGCGAACAGUGAGCAAGUCACUCCAAGGCGGACGACCCCCCCUCGGUACACCCCCCCCAGGAACUCCGGUGCAGGGACCCCAAGCAGCGUGGGCACACCAAGGCACAUGUCGGCUAAGAAACCCUUGCCAGUGUUUAACUCCUACAUGAGUCUUUUCCAAGUUCAGGAGAAACUCAAGAAAGGAGAAGUUAUUGAGGGUGUUUUGAGAAUCAACCCAAAGAAUUACGAAGAUGCGUAUAUCAGCGCACCGGACGGGGGGAUGGACAUCUAUAUUGGCGGGGUACGUGACCGGAACGCUGCUCUGCACGGAGAUGUGGUCGUGGUGGAAAUUAAACCCAUUGACCAGUGGAAGGUGCUUUAUGAUCAAUUAGACCAAUAUUUAGACGACCGUAUUGAUGAAAGAAUUAUUGUAUAUAGUCCGCUGGAGUCCAAUAUAACUGCUUCAGUUGCUGACGCUGCUUCCUCCUAUAACCCCUUAUCUAACAACACUAAUAAACAACAAAGUACUAAGAAGAAAGAGAAAACUAGAAAUGAUUCUGAUAGUGUAUAUGUUGUAGAAAGUUUAGGAAGUAUUAUUCAGUGUGACAGUGAUGUGGUUGUGGAAGAGGAGGAUGAAGAUGAGAGAGAAGAACAAGAAAAGAAUGCUGGUAAUAAGAAGAAAAAGAGGAGGAGGAAAGGAAAGCCAAGUAAAACACAGGAUGCCAGUCAUCCAAAUAAAGUCUGUACAGCUUCUGAAGAUGGCACUCAAGAGAAAACAGAUGAAGAGAGCUGUAAAGAGGACAACCAGGAAUUGGUGAUUGUGCUGCAGACUGAACCAGUCAAGGUUGCUGAUGAGCUUGUCCUCCUGUCAUGCCCAACACUUGAGGAGGCCAAGCAGGUUCCUCAGGAAGAUGACUUUGAUAGUUUCAAGGAAGGAGUGAAGGGUGUUGUAGUUCCUCCAGAUCAACUGAGUGAAUGUGAUUUCACUGAUGAUGAAAGUGGAUGCAGUGAAAUCCUGGACUACAGCCAGAUGAGGGAGGAUCAGAGCUUCAUGCAAGCACAGUGGGAAGCCUACAAGAAGGAAUUUCAUCAGAAGCAAAAGGAAGAAUCACAAGAAGAUCACAAGAAAUCUGAGGCAGAAAAAGAAAAGGAUUCUGGUGUACUGGUUAAGAAGUGUUUUGAAACAUCAGCUUUAAAGCAAGAGAUAGCUCUUGGCUUUCCUGAAGGAUUUGUGAAAGAGGAGAAUAUAGAUGACUGUAAGAAUCUGGAUAGCAAGCCAGAAAUGGUUAUAGGGAAGAAAGUGUCGAGUGCCAAUGAUGUAAAUAUUGUAAAAAAGGAGGAAAAAUGUAUGAAUACUUUUGAAAAGGAUGAAGCAAAAGAAAACACAGAAACCACUCAGGGUGCUUGUGGAAAGCAAAAUAAGAAGAAAAAUAGGAAGAAGAAAAAGAAAAAAGAGACAGUGGAUCAAUUACAGCGUGAGGUUGAAGAGAAGGUCAAAUCUUUAGGACUAGAUGACGUCAGGGGAACAGCAGAAAGUAACAACCAGAUACAAGACUAUCAAAACCAAACCUCAGUAGCUAAAAAUAAAAAGCCCACUGCACCUGUCCAGACGGUCUCUUCACAAGGGGACAAAAACUUUGGAAAGAGGAGGGAUGAAGGUAAACAUCAAGUGAAUGAACAAAAGUGGCCCAAUAAUGCAGUGCAAAAUAAAUAUUUAAGAGGGAGGUCUGGUGGUCAGCAAAGAGUAUCUCAACGAGCAACAGCUGCAGAAGAUCCAGAAAUUAAGAUGGCUGGAAAUAGGCGAAGAAUGUCAGAAAGAGUAGAAAGAACAGAGCCAAAUGUAUUCCAGAUUCAACGCUUAUCCAACUGGGAGUCAUUUGUCCAACGAACUGCACAUGUUAUCCAUAUUUUAGAGAUGAAACACACUCGAGCUGCAACAGGUAUCUUAAAGUUGUUUACUGAUAAGAACCCAAACUAUGCUCUUUUCUCACCAACUGACAACCGAGUCCCACGGAUGAAAAUACCAAUGUUCCAUUGUCCUCCAGACUUCAUGGCAAGAAACCAGGACUACCUGGCCAGAAUAUUCUUAGCAAGGAUAACUCAGUGGAAAGAACCAAAAUUUGCCCUAGGAGAACUUGUGCGAGAUGUGGGAGCUGUUGGAGACAUUGAAGCUGAGACUGAAGCUUUCUUACAGGAAUAUGGCAUUGAUCACAGAGAAUUUCCUGAGGAGGUCACGAAACACUUGCCACAGUUGCCAUGGUCUAUUCCUGCUGAGGAGAUAGCUGCUCGGACAGACUUACGAAAUCAAUGCAUCUUCACCAUCGACCCUUCAACAGCAAGGGACCUUGAUGAUGCUGUAUCAUGUGUUCCUCUAGAGAAUGGGAACUUCCGAGUGGGAGUCCACAUUGCAGAUGUUAGUUACUUCAUCCCAGAACAAUCAUCGUUGGACAUAAUGGCGUCGCAAAGAGCCACAAGUAUCUACCUCACUGAGAAAGUGAUCCCUAUGUUGCCGGAGGUCUUGUGUCAAAACCUCUGCUCACUGAACCCAGGUGAAGACCGCCUGGCAGUUUCAGUGAUAUGGGAACUUACACCAGAUGGCAAGAUUUUAGGGGAAUGGUUUGGUCGCACUGUCAUCCAUUCAUGUGUUAAGUUGGCUUAUGAACAUGCGCAAAGUAUGAUUGAGGAGCCACAUCGACAGUGGACCAAGGAGGAGAUUCCAGAGGUAUUUUGUGGCUAUUCAACCAGGGACAUCAGCAAAGUAGUUAACAACUUACAGUCAUUAGCUGUGAAGUUGAGAGAAAGAAGGUUCAAGAAUGGUGCCCUACGUUUAGAUCAAGUGAAGAUUUCUUUUAAUCUUGAUUGGGAAACAAAAAUGCCCAAUGGCUUUUAUACACAGGAAUUAAAGGAGAGUAAUAGACUCAUAGAAGAGUUUAUGUUGCUCGCAAAUAUCACAGUUGCUCACAAGACUUAUGAAGUCUUUCCUGAUGUAGCAUUGUUGAGACGUCAUCCACCUCCAAUUUCAAAUCCCAUGAAGAAUGUGGUUGACAGUCUUGCAGCAAUGGGUAUUAUCUUGGACCCUACAUCUUCAGGAUCUCUGUUCGACUCGAUUAAUAAGUAUGUUGGAAAGGAUAAGUAUAGUACUGCACGGCUACAAGUUAUAACAUCUAUGUGCAGUAAACCAAUGCAGUUUGCAAGAUAUUUUUGCACUGGGGUGCUUGGUGAUGAAAGACUCUUUCAUCAUUAUGCUCUGAAUGUUCCCCUUUACACACAUUUUACAUCUCCUAUCCGUCGGUAUGCAGAUUUGAUUGUUCACCGUUUGCUGGCAGCUGUAAUUGAUCCAGCUAGGUGCCGAAAACCAGAAAUAGCCAUGAAAGCCGUAAACAAGAAAGCUGAGCAUUGCAAUGACAGGAAACAGACUGCAAAGACUUUGCAGGAAAUAAGUAGUGAAUUGUACAUGGCCCUUUUCAUCAAACGGGCUGGAGAGAUGGUGGAGGAAGGCAUGGUGAUGGCUAUUUUAGAUCAUAGCUUUGAUGUUUUGGUAUUAAACAUUGGAAUGGUAAAGAGAGUUUACACAGACAAGCUUCCACUUCUGAACAUAAAACAUGUCAAGUCAAAAGGAAAAAGUUCAUUAACCUUGUACUGGGGAGCAGAUGAACAUGGGAAGACGACGGAGCAAAAACUUACUCUGUUUAGCUUAGUCACAGUCACCCUUACGCCUGUUGACAGUAAUGCACUUAAGUUCAAUGCGGUUUUAGUAAGACCAUCCUAGUGGUAAUUUUACAUUGGCAUAGGGUCAUGUUCUAAGGUUUUAUUUUUUAUUAGAUUUAUAAUUGCUCUUGGUUUAAAAGAUUUCAGAGGCAGUUUUAUAGUGAGGACUAAACAUUUUGUAAUAGUUUUCAACUUGUUUGGAUAGAUCUGUUUUGGAAAUUUAGAUAUAGGAAUGCUUUUAUACAUUUCACACAAGGAUUUUGUAUUGUUGAUAUAAGUUUUAGCAUCUUGUGCUGUUAUUCAACAACGGGUGUAAAAUGAAUUCAUGCCCUCCCCAUGUAAACAAAGUACCUGAAGGCAGAUUCAUGUGCUGCUUAAAAACUAAGCACUUAUUUAAAAUGGUCGCAAUGUUUGGCAUGAAUGUUCGGUAUAAUUGGGGUUUGGUUUUGAUUUUAUAGCAAAUGAUUCGUCAGGUGAUAUGCACUCCCACACCCUGUAUGGGUAUCUGUUGUUAGCACAAGAUAUGAUGUUUUAAUAUGGCAGAGGUAGAUAGGGAAAGAAUAAGAGUUUAAUAUAAACUGUUUUACAUUUUAGGAGCUCUACUACUUCUAACUACUGUAUAACACAUCAACCUUUUAGUGUCAAGACAAUAUACUCUGCUUUUAGCUCUUGUCAGAAGGUACUUGCCGACCUCAGGUUGUGUUGAGGAAAAGAAUAUAUAUUAUAUAUUUUGCAUUUACCUCUUGUUAUUUAGUACAGCUAUGGAAAGUGGCUGUGCUGUAUGUGUUAACAGCAUUAUAGAAAUAUUUUCGGCAAUAGUUGGAGAAAACCCCCCUUGUAUACCGAUAAAUAUGCUCGUGUCAGUUUCUCAAGGGAUUUUCAUCUUGCAUUGUUAGAAUAUACAGUUAUGCUGGACUCUUUCUUUUCAUUUUUUGUGUUUCCAUAUAACAAAAAAAUGUGAUAUUGCAACCUUUUUAUAAUAAAGUGGUCAUGUC
Molecule: messenger RNA, 5581 nt
Organism: Penaeus chinensis
Lineage: Eukaryota; Metazoa; Arthropoda; Malacostraca; Decapoda; Penaeidae
Exons: 12
Coding region: 115-4647 (1510 amino acids)
Biological process (GO): miRNA catabolic process
Cellular component (GO): exosome (RNase complex); P-body
Molecular function (GO): 3'-5'-RNA exonuclease activity; RNA binding
Source: RefSeq, a predicted model, not a curated record